Messenger RNA from Nannospalax galili (Upper Galilee mountains blind mole rat), 4639 nucleotides. RefSeq names its product vitamin K epoxide reductase complex subunit 1 like 1 (gene Vkorc1l1). Gene Ontology annotation, molecular function: vitamin-K-epoxide reductase (warfarin-sensitive) activity. Gene Ontology annotation, biological process: vitamin K metabolic process; peptidyl-glutamic acid carboxylation. Bases 79 to 609 code for a protein of 176 amino acids. The transcript is spliced from 3 exons. NCBI's taxonomy places the organism in Eukaryota, Metazoa, Chordata, Mammalia, Rodentia, Spalacidae. The record is from RefSeq and is a predicted model, not a curated record.
GGCGGCUGGGUCGGGCCCCGACGGGCGGCGGCGGCUGAGGUGGAGGCGGAGGGAGGCGGCGGCGGCGGAGGGGGGAAGAUGGCGGCGCCCGUCCUGCUGAGAGUGUCGGUGCCGCGGUGGGAGCGGGUGGCCCGGUAUGCAGUGUGCGCCGCCGGGAUCCUGCUCUCCAUCUACGCCUACCACGUGGAGCGGGAGAAGGAGCGGGACCCCGAGCACCGGGCCCUCUGCGACUUGGGGCCCUGGGUGAAGUGCUCCGCCGCUCUGGCCUCCAGAUGGGGUCGAGGAUUUGGUCUUUUGGGUUCCAUUUUUGGAAAAGAUGGUGUAUUAAACCAGCCAAACAGUGUCUUUGGACUUAUAUUUUAUAUACUACAGUUAUUACUUGGCAUGACAGCCAGCGCAGUUGCGGCUCUCGUCCUCAUGACCUCCUCCAUCGUGUCUGUGGUGGGGUCUUUGUACCUGGCCUACAUUCUGUACUUUGUGCUGAAGGAGUUUUGCAUCAUCUGUGUAACCACAUACAUGCUGAACUUCAUUCUCCUCAUCGUCAAUUACAAACGACUAGUUUACUUGAAUGAGGCCUGGAAGCGGCAGCUGCAGCCCAAGGAGGACUGACGGACGACAGACUCCCACCCGACAGUCUCAAAACCCUCUACCAUUAAGUUUAUUUUGCAACAGUUUUUUUAAAAAUUCACAACAGACACUUUCCCUAAAAAUCUUAAACUGAUUUUUUUAAGACACUGUAAAUUAGAAGGGGCCCUAGCUAUUUUCUGUGUCAGUCUUCAUUUUAAAUCCGGAUACAAAAAAGGAUACGCCGAGCCAAUCAAAGACAAGCUUUAACUUUACUUUGAAGAUAUUUCUGAGAUAAUAAAAUGUAGCCCUAGCCCCCUAUCCUCAGCCGUAAAGUGAGCAGCCACUGAUAAGUAAUUCUUUAAUGUGUAUAAAUUCAAUUUCAGGUAUAACAAAUGUGAUCAUGACACAAAAAUAUUUUAGAAUAGAUACUGUAUUAAAUAUUGCCAUGUUUACAAUAUGUAAUAUGUUUUUAGCUGAUGGAUUUAAACCUGUAGCUACAACUAGAAUCCAUUCAUGUGAUAUUUGUAAAUAAAGGUAGAAACAUUGGAUCCAGCCCCACAGAACUUUCUGUACAGUUUAGUUGGAGUGUAGCAAUGAAGAAUUGUCAGCUCAUGACUGAGGAAAGAGUGGAAAUAGUAGACAUACAGAGAGCAUCCUGGGAAAAGUGCUGACAGCCAUGGGCGCAGCAUCAACAUCAGAAACAGUAGGGUGGUUGCUUCCCUUUCAUCUCCUGCGCUGAGAGGAAAUUUGAAUGUCCAAGUCAAGCCUGACUAGUAAUAAAACUGGAUCCAUUGUUACUGAAUAGAAUGUCAUGUGACCAGACCUUUAAGCCAAGGCCCUCAGGAAACUAAUGGUGAGAAAUGAAUGUAGUCUUUGGAGAAAAACUGGAAAUACCAAUAUGGCAUUUUGGGGUAAAGCCUCUUAAACAGUAGUAAUUUUCAAUACAGACAUAUUGCCUUGAUAUUGGUGCCAGUCAGCUAAACAGUAUUAGACUCUAAAAUAAGCACGAGUUGAGUACUGUGCAGUCAGUCCACAGUAUCUCCCUUACUGUUUCUUCUUGUACUGAGGAUUGCCAGUAACUGUUUCAGAAUCACAUAUUAAAAUUGUAAACCUUAGGGCUGACACGACGUCCAGUUUGCCGACUUGGAAGAAGCACAACAGGUAGAAAGAUCUGGAGGUGAAAUGUGGUGACCUCAUCCUGCUCUAGUAACUGCACAGAAGCAAUGAGAAGAAACUAAGAGGUGACCUGAACCUGAUGAGAUGGUGACCGUGUGUUUCUCUGGUUAGCAUCUUACAGCAGAACGUUAAAAGUGCCUUCUGUCUUAAAUUUCAAACCAAAUCACUUUGUGUGUUGCACUUGGGCAGAAGUGUUCUUCCUCCCUUCCUUACUAUGAAGUAGAGGACUUGCAUUCUACCAGAAGGUUCUGUACCAUGAUUUUAUUAGAUUAAGAGGCAGGGGCAACGUUUUUGCUUCCAAUUUGAGUAAUCAUUAUGUUAAAUAGACAAUUAGAUGGUGACUUGAGCUUCACUUGCCAUCUUGAAGGGAGGGAACAGGCUUUGCUCUGUAAACUACUGUAUGGUCAGCAGUUGUUGAAUGCUUUACAACUGUCAUAACCAAUGCAACUAGGACUUCUGGUCAAGGUCAAGUAUAAAAAUCAGAAUUAUAAUGCCAUUUUGAUAGGUUUAACCAGCUACUUAAAAGAUAGCUUAAUUCCAGUUUCAUCAAGGGUUGUAUUUUCCCACAAGUGUGAAUAUUUCCAUGCAUGUCUUAUGAUGUGUUAUUGUCUCCUGAAGAAGUUAAAAGAACGCCUAGGAAGCAUCGAAUGGUGUUUGUGGAGUCCAUGUGAGAACUGUACUGUAAGGUCAUCUUGUAGCCGUAUGUCCAGGUCUGCCAAGCAGAAAUGACUAAUGACCAAGACUCUUGCUACAUAUAUAUCAAGGCUAUGCUAAACAAGUCCCUUGGUUCCCAGUUCCAAAUGGUCUUUCAUAUUUGUAUCACCCAUCAGAGUGGAGUUAAAGCUUGUCUUGAUGUUUCGAGUGUCUUCAGCCCUUACCCAAGAAAAUGUAAGAAUGCUCCCAAGUUUCUUCCUUUGCUUCCCAAAGUCUUUGGGGAACCAUUGUUUUUAGCUGUAUAAAAUGUUUGCUACAUUCCUAUGACCCAGUAGAAUAAAUACCCUUUUCUCAGUGAGAGGUGAAUAGAUGCUGCCUGAAAUAACAGCAUUUGCUGAUGGAUGUGGUGGCAUUUGCCCAAGAUCCCAGCACUUGGGAGGUGGAAGCAGGAGGAACAGGAGUUCAGGGUGUCAUUCUCGGCUACAUAGCAAGUUGGAGACUAGCCUGUCUUAAAACAACAGCAUUUGCUAAGAUAUCUGUUCUCAGUAAACAAUCCUGUUGUAUUUUAUUUUGCCCUGAGGGAAUUCAGGCUUCAAUCUAUAUUUUGUAUUAAACCUAGAAGGGUAGAAACCCUAGGGUGAGAAACACUGUCAAAAAACUGUUAUGACUAUUUCAGACUGAAUAUUUAAACACUGCAGCUUGACUAACAACCAUUGUCAGAGGACAAACUGGGGGGAAAUGAUUUCUGCAGUAAUUCUGCGCUUUAUGGUUUUGAAGUGGUUCAUAACAAAUGAAGCCUCUCACUUCAUAGUGAUAAAUAAUAGAAGUUAUGGCUAAAUAAGUUCUGGCGAUGGCAGGUAACCUGGGGGACUUCAGUUGGUCCCUCACUGCAGCUAGUCACUGUCAGGGAGAGUAAACUUCUGGAACAACUCAGGUUUAACUAGCUGCAUGCCAGGAGUUAUUACUACUAUUGUUUUUUGUUUUGUUUUGUUGAGACAUGAUUUCACCCUGUAGCCUAGGCUAGCUUCAAAGUUGAUACAUCCCUCCUGCCUCAGCCUCCCAUGUGCUUGGAUGACUGGGUCUAAUUAUUCUUAAAGAAGGUUAAAAAAAGCAUUGACUUUUUGUCAUAUAAAGAGACAAUUUUAAAAAAUUUAAUACAAGCCGGGCGUGGUGGCGUAUGCCUUUAGUACUAGCACUUGGGAGGCAGAGGCAGGUAGAUCUCUGUGAAUUCAAGGCCAGCCUGGUCUACAUAGUGAGUUCCAGGCCAGCUGUGGCUACAGAGAGACCCUGUCUCAAAAAGACUCCCCCUCCCAAAAAAAUUGAUACAAAGGAUCCUUGUACCUCUAAGGUAAGAUAUAGAACAGUACAAUUAAAACUGUUCAUCUUUUGUUUGCUUAUUUUUCAUUUAUAAUUCUUUUAAGACUAUCUUUUAAAUAAAAAUGCAGCUUAGCAUGGUGGCACCUACCUACAAUCCCAGCACUAAGGAGAGGCAAGAGGACCAAAAAUUCAAAGCUAGCCUGUGUUACAUAGUGAAUUCAAGGCCAACCUGGGCUACAUAAAACCCUGUCUCAAAAAAAAAGCAAAACAAUAAAUAAAAAAUGGGAAAACUACUUAGCAGUUUGUAAGUUAAUGACUGGCACCACCAGUUGAUGCCAGUGACUGUCGGCGUGUGGUCUCGCCUUUAAAAUCAGUGUUAGAGCAAUGCCAGCAGAGCUCCCUACUAUCAUUUGCAGGAAGCUGUUUGGGGACAUGGGCCUCACCCCUCACCCCCAUGUUUUCCUCCAGUACACAAGCAUCCAUGAAACUUGUCCAUAUAGAUAUUUUAGGCAGCACUCUUAUGAAUCCUAAUUUGUGAGAACGACCCUACAAUCAAACAAAAGGGGCAGAGUAUGAGUCCAAGCUACUUGUUCUUUUUUUGUUUUUGUUUUUUAAAUAAGUGGCUCAGAAGAGUUGAAAUGUUCUGAAACUGUCUUGAGCAUGGUUUAAAUACUAGGUAUGACCUUUACAGUGUGCUCCAUCAAAAAUACUUAUUACUUGUGCUUUGAAAGCUCCUGAGUAAACAGUCAUGUAAAAAGGAGUUCACUGGGCAGAUUCCCCUUUAACAUAGAGAAAAAUAUCCUUUAUCAGAAAUUUAGGACACCGUUUUGCUAACUGGUAAAUACAAACAAAUGUAAAUAUGUAAGAAUGUUUAUUUGUUGCACAUAACUUUUUUGGUAUAAAAUAAAUGUAGAUGUUCCCUGUG